GACGCACUUCCGGCGGCCGCGCGGAGGCAGCAUGGCGGCGGGGGAGGCCAUGGCGGCGGAGGUGCCCGCGUCUGCGGCCGUGAGGGCGGCUCCGCUCCUGGCCCUGGAGCCGCGGCUUCAGCGCCAGUUCCAGCAGAAGGUGCAGCGCACCAAGGGGACGGCCAAGGAGGAGCUGACGCCCGGCGUGGUGUUCGUGGGCCAUCUCCCGCGGGGCCUCUGCGAGCCGCAGCUCCGCGAGUACUUCGGGCAGUUCGGGACGGUGACGCGGCUGCGGCUCUCCCGGAGUAAGAAGACUGGAGCCAGCAAAGGCUAUGCAUUUAUGGAGUUUGAGUCUGAUGAUGUGGCCAAGAUUGUUGCAGACACAAUGAAUAACUACCUGUUCUCUGAGAGACUGCUGAAGUGUCAGUUCAUGCCCCCUGAGAAGGUCCAUGAGAACCUCUUCAAGGACUGUGACAAGAUCUUUCGGAAGCCCUCUCAGCCGGCCGUGCGGCGCUACAACAGGGUCCGCUCCCUGCUGGAGAAGGCCAGGAUGACCAAGCGCCUGCUGCGGAAGGAGAGGCUCUUACGGAAGAAGCUGGCUGAAAAGGGGCUGGACUAUGACUUCCCAGGAUUUGCUGCACAGGCAGUUUCCAAAAAGACAAAAAAAGUUAAAACAUCCAAGAAAUCAAACCUGAACGUUUCUUUGAGCAGCCAGGAUCCUACUCCAGUGUGUACUCCAGCAGUGCUCGAGCGCCGGAAAGCUGCUCGGAUGGACGAUGACACAGAGGACAAUGAAGUAACUCUCAGGCUUCCCUCUGACAGCAGUAAGAACGCUGUACAGAGACCAAAGAAGCAGCCAACAAAGGCCAAGCCUCAAGAAACAGAAACAGACAUAAAAUUUUUAUGCCUGUAGCCAUAUUUUUCUCAACUUAAAAACUUUUGAGGUGGAGCUUCUACUGGGUCUGCUGCCCUGGCUUGGUUCAUCCUGCCUAGACUGUUUCAGGCUUCUUAGGCAAGGACUGUGUUCACAAAUCCUGUCCCUGUGGUUUAGCCAUCAAGGAACAUAUGAAGAUAUUCUUGACUUUGUGCUCACAAAUGCCUGUGCUGUGACACAGCUACAGUAGUCCAGAAUCUUCAGUUAAUUUUAUAACUCUAUUUGGAAAGAAAAUAUGGGGCUCUCUCUUCAGAGUUUGCUAAUGCAAGCAACUGUAUCUUACAUUUAUAAUUAAUGACAGGUUAUUAAAAAAUUACCAUUUUUCAACUUUC
Messenger RNA from Haemorhous mexicanus (house finch), 1245 nucleotides. RefSeq names its product nucleolar protein interacting with the FHA domain of MKI67 (gene NIFK). Gene Ontology annotation, molecular function: RNA binding. Lineage: Eukaryota; Metazoa; Chordata; Aves; Passeriformes; Fringillidae. The record is from RefSeq and is a predicted model, not a curated record. Gene Ontology annotation, cellular component: nucleolus. Gene Ontology annotation, biological process: maturation of LSU-rRNA from tricistronic rRNA transcript (SSU-rRNA, 5.8S rRNA, LSU-rRNA).